Messenger RNA from Hemibagrus wyckioides, 7212 nucleotides. RefSeq names its product mitogen-activated protein kinase kinase kinase 21 (gene map3k21). Gene Ontology annotation, molecular function: ATP binding; protein binding; JUN kinase kinase kinase activity. The transcript is spliced from 11 exons. The record is from RefSeq and is a predicted model, not a curated record. Gene Ontology annotation, biological process: protein phosphorylation. Bases 906 to 4007 code for a protein of 1033 amino acids. NCBI's taxonomy places the organism in Eukaryota, Metazoa, Chordata, Actinopteri, Siluriformes, Bagridae.
UGGCUGGCGUGUCGGUAGGGUGAGCGGCGGAGGCAGGCUGACGCCAUGGCGCUGUUCCGCCGAGUUUCUCCACCAACUUACUGGACUUCUCGGACUCGCUGUAGUUAAGGUGUUCGCUUCUACUCACAUUUUUUCGGAGUUUCGGAUUUUCACCUGUGUCCGUGUGUAUCUCGAUCUUCCAGACGGAAGAUAAAGUUUGUUCUGUUUUUGUUUUGGACGCGUGUUUGUGAGCAGGAGUCAGGUGAAUUAAAGCGGCUGUGUUAGUAAACUUGGUAAAGAGCUACUACGUUUAGCCGUCUCUGCUAGCUCACUCUCACGAGCACACGGUAACGAUGUGUAGAAAGUCGGAUUGGUUUUAAAAUACAUUUCGUCAACUUUAACACGUUUGGGUGUGUUUUCAAGUUUAUGCGUUCUUUGUUUUGUUUUGUUUUUCUACUGGAGUGGGCAGGUAGCAGCACAUACUAUACUUUGCACCUGUAAGUUAAGCUCGUUGCUAACGUUAGCAAGCUAAUAACUCUAUAGUGGCCUUUUCAUACCGGGUCCUGUGUCUGUUCAACUUUGGAGAAAGUUAACAAAAGUUUAGAUGAGGUUUAAUAAAUGAACGACUCGGUAUUUGUUUAGGACAGCGGAGGAUAAGCGUGUGAUGGUCUUCGCUGAGGUUUGAGGCAGUAUCAGAUUGGUUUAGCUGCUUUACAUGGAGAGCAGGCAAUGCGCAGGCACGCGCAGCUCAGACUGAAAAGCCCUUAACGGAUAAGACGCAAACUUUUGCUGCACUGAAGUAAUGGACAGCGCGUGUGUUUUCCCCGUGGUUUUUGCAUGUCUGGAGAGGUAACGCAACCCCGGCUUACGUUCAUUCUCCGCUCGGACAUCAGCGCACCUUAUGGUGCCGACGCAGACGCCGAGUCAUGGAUGUUCCCCGGGCCGUUUUCCCGAACGGUGAGGGGCGACUAGCGGAGCAUGGCUGGCCGGAGAGCUCCACUUCCUCCUCUUCCUCCUCCUCCGCCGCAGCCGCCGGGAACUCUCGCGCGCACUCGGCGCCGGCGCGCACGCGCUCGCUGUGGACUGCGGCGUACGACUACGAGGCGAGCGGCGAGGACGAGCUCAGCCUGCGGCGCGGUGACGUGGUCGAGGUGCUGUCCAAAGAUGCGGCUGUGUCGGGAGAUGAAGGCUGGUGGACUGGCAAGCUCAACCACCGCGUGGGCAUUUUCCCGUCCAACUACGUCACCUACCAACCGGCCGUGUACAGACCAGCGGCGGUGUCCUCACCAUCAGCAGGUUCGGCAUCAUCCGCGUCGCGAGAUCCUUUGAACAUCCCGUUCAGCGAGCUCGUGCUCGAGGAGAUCAUCGGCGUCGGCGGCUUCGGCAAAGUGUACCGUGGCACAUGGCGCGAGCAGGAGGUGGCCGUGAAGGCGGCGCGCCAGGACCCGGACGAGGACAUCACCGCCACCGCGGAGAGCGUCAAGCAGGAGGCCAAGCUGUUCGCCAUGCUGCGCCACCCCAACAUCAUCCGGCUCGAGGGCGUGUGUCUGGAGGAGCCCAACCUGUGCCUGGUGAUGGAGUACGCGCAAGGAGGCACGCUGAACCGCACGCUCACCGGCAGACGCAUCCCGCCACACAUCCUGGUCAACUGGGCCGUGCAGAUAGCCAAGGGCAUGCAGUACCUGCACGAGGAAGCCGCAGUUCCCAUCAUCCACCGCGAUCUGAAGUCCAGCAACAUUUUAAUACUUGAAAAAAUUGAGAACAAUGACAUUGGUAGGAAGACACUGAAGAUCACUGACUUUGGCUUGGCUAGAGAGUGGCACAAGACUACUAAAAUGAGUGCCGCAGGCACGUAUUCGUGGAUGGCUCCUGAGGUCAUCAAAUCCUCCCUCUUCUCCAAAGGCAGUGAUGUAUGGAGUUAUGGGGUGCUUCUCUGGGAGCUGCUGACAGGAGAGGUACCAUACCGUGGUAUUGAUGGGUUGGCAGUUGCCUAUGGAGUGGCUGUCAACAAGUUAACCCUCCCCAUUCCAUCCACCUGCCCCGAACCUUUUGCUAAGCUCAUGGAAGAAUGCUGGGAGCAGGAUCCCCAUAUCCGACCCAUGUUUGCCACUAUCCUGGAGCAGUUGACCGCCAUAGAGGAGGCUGUGAUGGCCACCAUGCCACAGGAUUCUUUCCACUCCAUGCAGGAGGAUUGGAGGGUGGAGAUCCAGGAGAUGUUUGAUGAGCUGCGAACAAAAGAGAAGGAGCUGCGCUCACGUGAGGAGGAACUGAUGCGGGCAGCACUGCAACAGAAAUCCCACGAAGAACUACUGAAAAGGAGAGAGCAACAGCUGGCUGAGAGAGAGAUCAAUGUGCUGGAGCGCGAGCUCAACAUCCUCAUCUUCCAGCUCAACAAGGACAAGCCCAACGUCAAGAAGAGGAAGGGCAAGUUCAAGCGCAGUCGCCUCAAGCUGAAGGACGGCAACCGCAUCAGCUUGCCCUCAGAUUUUCAGCACAAGAUCACAGUUCAGGCUUCGCCAUCGAUGGAGAAGAGGAGGAGUUUGAACAGCACCAGUUCCAGCCCUCCCAGCAGCCCCACACUCAUCCCCCGCCUCCGAGCCAUCCAGUUGAACCGUCCCAGUGACUCUACACAAUGGAACAGUAUAUAUGUGUAUCACCAAGAUGUGGAUAUCACGAACGAGUGUAAACCUUGUGCAGGGAGGAAAGUGACUCUGGAUGAGAGCAACAGGACGUGGGGCAGGAGCACCAUCUAUAAGCCUGAGGAGUUUGAAGAUGCUAAGAAGGGCAUAAAGAAGAAGGUUCGCACGUGGGGUCCGAGCUCUAUUCAGACUAAGGAGAGAGGGAACAGCGCUGAAAGAGUUCGGCCGCUCUCAGAUGGGAACAAUCCUUGGUCCACUACUCCACUGAAAUCCCAGAAAUCUGUUCCACUGGCUGCGUUAUUUGCCGAACAGGGAACGGCUAAAGAUGAAACAAGCUCCCUCGACGGUUCAGAUAGCAAACCAAAGCAACUCAAGUUCCCCAAUCAGGUCUAUAUCGAUCUACCUCUGUGGAAGGACGAGCAGAGCGAGGUACCUGGGGUCAGUGUAGGGGGUGGGGCAGAGAGCCAGGAAGAGCCAGCCACGUCCACCAGCUCAACAAGCACAACGCCGCAGCAUACACCCACCAACAGUCUGAAGCGUGCAGGUGGACGGCGCCGCACAGAUGCUGUGCUAUACAGCUGUGCCUCACUCCUAGCCGCUGUGGCUCUGGGUCUGGACCUGCGUGAUGCCCACAAGGCCACACCUACUGAUGAGGUGGAGCCUCGAGAAGACAAAAAGAAGCGGGAAGGCCUGUUUCAACGUGCCACACGUUUCCGCCGCAGUUCCAGCCCACGCAGAGACGACAACCUGCUGGCCAUGUCCUCAAUCUUAGAGUGCAACUCCACCAAGUGUCUCCUUCACUCAGACUCAGAGGGUCCUGAACAUAGCCCUGUAACUGAGGCACCACUCAAUGGCUCUGGAUUCUACAAUAUCAGCCAGAGCAGCAAAAAUGUGAGCAGAACUGACAAUCUGUGCCCUCCUGUAGUAUCAGAGCACGGCACCAACUCUGGAUCCCGGCUCAGGAGGAAGAAAUCCAGUUCUGCUGCCUGUCAGAACACUGGCACCAACUGUUCCAUGUCUAACGCUGCUGCCGAAGUCCCUGUAGCGGCAUCCUUGCAGAAAAAGAAACCUGAACGAGAGAACAGCCAGGAAAAGCAGAGUGCUUCAGACUCGGUCUCCAGGCCCAGGCCGCUGUCUCUGCGAGCCAAACCUCACUGCUGGGGUCUUCUGAGGAGCAGAAACAAGAGCUACUCUCUAGGUCAUUGCUCUGGAGAGAAGAGUGCGCAGAGCCUGGGCAUCGUGCUGUCCCCUGAGGUCCAAACGGGCUGCUCUCUCUUAGAUGUGGACACUGAGGGACAGAAACGUGACUGCACCGUUCCCCUUUGCCGAAUCCAGAGCACACCAAGUCGCCCGUCUGUCUUUGAACUGGAAAAGGAGUUCUUUUCCUGAAAUGAGCUGCCUCGCAUCGCAUCGCCUCUCCUCUCCUCUUCCCUCCCCUCCACCUCCCUCUCCUAGAGCACAGCCCAACUUAAAUCCAGUUAUUGUUAUAUGACGAAAGUCGUGUAUUCUCUUGUGUUCAGGACUCUCAAAACAUUGUGGCACUCGUGCCCAAUUUUAAGCUAUUGCUGCUGGAGUUGUCAUGUUGUACUUGUUUUGUUUUUUUUUAUUUAUAUUCACUUUAUUUUGAUAAGUAAUUUAAUAUGAAAGGACAUAUGAGCAAAAUGAUCAGCAUUCCGUUUUACUGAAGAAUGGCCAGUGAGUAGCCUAUUAUGGGUUUUUUUUUUUUGUUUUUACACUACCACUUGUGCACAUUCCAUGCUAAAAAAUAUGUUGGCAUAUUACUGUAUUUUGUAGGUGUUGCAAUUUUAUUCGUAUUAGAAGCAAACCCCGAUAAUCCUGGAUAUUAGAGUUUAUUCUGAAUUUAUAUAGAAUGAAGAUGUGUGGGGUUUUUUUUUUUUGUUAUAUAUAUAAAAUAUUCUACAGGUUUUUACCCCCCAGUUGAUCCGAGUGUAGAGAGACAUGCUGUAUGUGUACGUACACCGAAUCGGGCAUCUUUAUAGAAAAUAUCUUAGUUCCCUGAGGAAGUUACAUGGGUCAUGUAACCUAGUGACUUCCUCCCAUUGCUUGCUCAGUAUCUGUAAUAUUUACACUUUUUAAAACGGUGCAGUCAGUAUUAUAUUCUCUUAGUGGUCACACUCUUUUUGGCUUCCCUUCGCCACAGAGUUUGCUGCUGUUGUUUGCUUGUUGCUGUUGACCUUUACUUUUUUUUUUUUUAAAACCACACCUGUGAAACAGGUACCGAGUGUUGUCUGUCAUGUUGAGAUUGUGCUUCUCCCCUGCUUGUGAUAGAAUUCUGCUUGCUUUUUAACGUGGCUGGUUAAACUGUUAUUACUUCUAAAGUUUACAAGCUCUAGAUGCACUGUGGUUCCAGACUUCUUCUUUUUUUUUUCCACGUGACGGACACAGAAAGCCCUUGUUGUUCAGAUAAAUAUCCAGCAUGAGAACCGGACCAGUCAGAUUAUAAAAUACUCCUGACAUACACUGUAUUGCCAAAAGUUUUGGGACGUCUGCCUUUACAUGCACAUGAAUGUAAUAUGGAGUUGGCCAGUCCUUUUGCAGCUAUAACAGCUUCAACUCUUCUGGGAAGGCAUUCCACAAGGUUUGGGAGUGUGUUUAUGGGAAUUUUUGACCAUUCCAUUAGAAGCGUUAUUUGUGAGGUCAGGCACUGAUUGCUGGACAAGAAGAUCUAGCUCGCUCUAAUUCAUCCCAAAGGUGUUCUAUCGGGUUGAGGUCAGGACUCUGUGAAGUUCCUCCACACCAAACUCGCUCAUCCAUGUCUUUAUGGACCUUGCUUUGUGCACUGGUGCGCAGUCAUGUUGGAACAGGAAGGGGUCAUCUUCCAAACUGUUCCCACAAAGUUGGGAGCAUGAAAUUGUCCAAAAUGUCUCGGUAUGCUGAAGCAUUUAAGAGUUCCUUUCACUGGAACCAAGAGGCCAAGAGCUCAACCCCUGAAAAACAACACCUGAAUUCAAUGAUUUGGAGGGGUGUCCCAAAACUUUUGGCAAUGUAGCGUACCUCUGACUAUAUUCUUUAAGGUUAGAAUGUAUUUGUUAAUGAUUUUGGUGUACUAACCAACUCAGAUGAGAAUAUCAUACAGCGGUAAUAAAAUACACAAUGCAUUUUCCAUGUAGUCUUUUGCUGAAAACCUAAACGUUUUACUGUGUUACCUGAAAAGCAGGUAAUGAAUUGAGUAACAGAACGAUAGUCAUUACUGUGCCAACAAUUUUUGUUUUUUAAUUCAAGCAUCUUCAUUACAAAUCUGAUGUUUUAUGUAUCGUUUUAGGGGACCGAAAUGUAAUCCGAAUUUGAUUUUGUUCCCGUUUUUCUUUUCUUAUUCAUUCCGACUGUCGGCUUCACUCAUCCUUUCUCAACUGGCUGUCGAAUGGAAAGCUUUCUUGAAUUGCAAUUUCCUAAGUAUUAAUCCCCUUCUAAAGUGCGCUCAUUAAGUGUACAUCGAGCUGCACGCACACACUGAUCUGCUCUUAAGCAGGUUUCUAGCCUAAAGCUCAGUAAAGCUAAGCAACGAGGUAUAAUCGGAAUCAUUUCCACACCGUUUCCUUGUAAAUGCUGUGUAAAGGUGCUACCACAGUCAUUGGACCUUUUAAGCUUGUAUAGGGAUAUAGUUCAAUGGUUUUUGUUUUAUUAUUUGGUUUCCCUUAUGUUUAAUGACUCCCAGAUCAUUCAGGUACAAAGCAAAUGUCCAGAGAUUACGCAAUUAGUUUUUUUAAAUAUAGAUUUUGUACCACCAUCUUGCUUAUACAUUAAAAAGCAAACAACUUCAGUCAAACUGUAGGUGCUGUCGAGCUUUGGAUUGAAAUGAAUCACUUUUAUUAACUAGGAUCAUUUUAAUUCUGUGUAAUUACUUCGAACAAAAGGGUUAUAGUCCAUGCGGGCGAACGUUGCUCGUCAUUUGGAUCAUCUGGUUUUGCUUAAACGGCCCUGUGAUCAUCUUAUAAGAGCUUCUUAUGUAGCACUGUGAUUUUAUAUAGUGAUUGUUGAUCAUGAACUGCUGAUUUUUACAAAAUUUGUAAAAAAAAAAAAAAAACUUUUAUGUGAAAUGAAUGUGAUGAUGAUGAUGAUGAUGAAGUCUUACAGGACACCAGUGAGACUGGAACUGCAGUUGCACGUAUGAUUACAUGAGAAAACACUGAAAGGUGUGGUUCGGGAUACUGUAAUUAUUUUUUACUGAAAUGAAGUAGUAGCAUGUCUGUUGGUUUUGUUUCUCUUUUUCAACCAGUCAUGUCUACAGAUUUAAAUAAAAAAACAGCACACAGGACACCUAGACACUAAAUGACCUUUUUCCACUGGAUGAACUUCUCACCAAAGUCCCCCCCCCCCCUUAUGUGUCCAGCAUUUUGGUUUGUGGAAAAAAAAAAAAAGGCAAUAUUUGUUACAUGGAUCACAUGUACUGUAUAUACAUGAUUAUAUGAGGACUUGCUCGAUUAUUUUAGUGUCUGUUUGAGCCACGUGACCAAAUCGAUGUUGAGGUGGUUUGCUGGUAAUGUUUUUAGAUCACCGCACCAGUCACUGUUGGAAAGGGUUCAUUCUGAAAUCACUACUGUACUCAAGUGACCAAUAAAUCCUUUAUUCCUCA